AUGUCGACACUGGCUGAGCCAACCGUCGGUUAUAUCUGUGCCAACGUGGAAACCUUAGCCAGCUGUGCAGUAUCAUUGGAUGAGGAACUAGAUGAGAAACAAGCCUCUCUCCCGCAGACGCGAUAUGACAACAAUGUCUACAUGUUCGGCAAGAUUGGCUCACGCAGCGUCGCCGUGUGCUGUAUGUCAUUUGGAAACCAAUCCGUAUCAGGCGUAGCAGUCGACAUGAUGCGCAGCUUUCCUUCCAUCAAAUUGCUCGUGCUGGUCAACAACAAUGUUGGUGCUGCGCCGCGUGAUGCUGGCCGGGUCCACGUCGGCGACGUGGUCGUUGCACAUCAGUCCGUCGCAACGAACUAG
Colletotrichum abscissum is the source of this 357-nucleotide messenger RNA. RefSeq names its product pfs domain-containing protein. The transcript has a single exon. NCBI's taxonomy places the organism in Eukaryota, Fungi, Ascomycota, Sordariomycetes, Glomerellales, Glomerellaceae. The record is from RefSeq and is a predicted model, not a curated record. Gene Ontology annotation, biological process: nucleoside metabolic process. Gene Ontology annotation, molecular function: catalytic activity. Bases 1 to 357 code for a protein of 118 amino acids.